CCUCAUUCAGUGUACAUCAGUGGUGGAAGGUGGAGUGUGUCGCAGGAAAACACCUUAGUGUUUAUUUCGUUACAUUUGGGUUUAUUAACUGAAAUCACUUCAGGAUGGGGUGAGUCUUGUUGUGGUGACGUCAUGGUGAGUUGCCGAGGUGUGGGGUCCUCCUCAGUCUCUCUCCUCCUCAGGAGGUCACAUCGCGAUAGCUACGGCGGGGAGAUGAGCACCUCGUCGUCCAUGAUCUUCUACUGCUUGGUGUUCUUGGCGGAGAUCCUCAUGUUCGGGCUGCUCAGUUUGGUCCUCUUCUGGGUGGUGUACUACCGCGAUGGAUUCGGCUGGCAGGAUGAACCCAAGAAGGAGUUCAACUUCCACCCUGUCCUCAUGAUCUGCGGCUUCAUCUUCUUCAUGGGACACGCAAUGUUGGUUUACCGUUUGUUCCGGUGCUGCAACAAACUCACGGCCAAGAUCCUCCACACCUUCCUCUACCUGAUGGCUGUUCCCUGCAUUGUUGUGGGAACUAUUACUGUUUUUGACUCCCACAACCUUAAUGAUCCACCUAUUCCUAAUUUGUAUUCCCUCCACUCCUGGCUGGGUGUGGUUACCAUCGGACUCUUCGCUCUCCAGGUAACACACACGCUGGUGGUUGGAUUCUUCAGCUUCUGGCUUCUACUCUGCUGUGAGCAGGGAACAGCCAGGUUCCGUGCUGGUCUGGUCCCCAUCCAUGCUACCUUUGGGAUCAUUACAUUUAUGCUUGCUAUUGCCACUGCCGUUACAGGAUAUACUGAGAAGGCCUUCUUUGCUCUAAGUACUGGCUAUUCUCAGAGGGUGGAGGAGGCCUGGGUGAUCAACGCUCAGGCAGCAAGUCUAGCUGGGUUGGCCAUACUGAUGGGAUUUCUACUGUACUCUUCUAGAUAUGCCCGCAGUACCCAUCCUGUGGCUAUUAUUGAUCCACCCUCCAACUCUCACUAUGUUAUGACUCAGAAGACUUAUUACUAUAGAGAACAUGAAUAAACUAUGACUCAGUACUGUACUGUGCACUUCUUUAUACUUGAAUGGAAAAAAGGAUCUGUUACAGUGACAAGAGAUUGGGAUGUGAUCAUUAUUUACACUUACAUUCUCUGUGAUAGCCAGGAGUUAUAUGAUUUUCAUUUAACAGUACGGUUCAUUUAUUAAUGAUCCUUAUUCAUUGAAAGUAUACAGAAAUUGUUUACUGGAACUUUGCAACUAUGACUUGAGUUAGAACAGCACUUGGUAUGUACAGCUUCUUGUAAUGUAUAGCACUUGUUAUGUUGUUUGUAGAUCUGUGCCAUUUGAAGUUAUUUUUAUAUAAACUGUAGAGUAAAUAAAUCUUACUCAUUUGGUUGAAAACAUCUUUUUUCUUUAAAAAGUAAUUCUGAUUCUGUGGAUAUGUCUGCCAGUCUACAAGUCUGUGCCUUGGUAACUGUGUAUGAUAUUCAUUAAGUAAUUAUGCAGUGCUUUGUAUAACUUAUUCAGCUACAUAAUAAAACAAACAUCUUAUUUAAUCCAUUGUGUUAAGCUGUGUAUAAUGAUGAGUUGUUAAAAAUUAUUCUUAUUAAAGUUUUUAUUUCUUAAAAUGUGUAUUUCCAUAAGAAAUGCUAUUUACCAUAUUCAAGUAAUAUUGUAUUGCAUCUAACUAACAGUUAGUAAAAUGUUGCAUUAAUAGAGCAAAGUUAAAAAUUUUAUUACAAAUAAGUUUCCAUGACAGAUUCAAAUAUGCAAUAAUAUUCAGCACCAUAUAUUUAAGCAUGUUUACAUGUAUACCCACUCAACCGUAUAUUGUUUAACAAUUCUUAUGUUGAGUUGCAUUUUUUUUUCUUUUUGUUAGAAACAACCCAAACAGAUUAGUGAGGAAAAAUGUAUGAUAUGAAUGUUUGCUUGUUGGGAAUACUGUAUUUGUUAAGUUGAAUGAAUUUUGGGGAUCACCCGAUGAUUAAACACCCUGGCUUAUUUCACCCGAUGAUUGAUUAACCAUCCUAAUGCUACCUGGGGGGUUAGGUUAGAUUAGGGGUAGCUUUAUGUUGGGACAGGUUAGGGUAGGGUGCCAUAGGUUUGGUUAAGUCAGGUUUAGUUAAUUUAGGUGAUGUCAGGUUAGAUUGAGUUAGAUUAGGUUAGAUUAGUGUUAGGGUAGUUAAUAUAAUGAUGAAAUAAGCUGGGGUGUGAAAUCAUCAGGUGAUUCAAUUUAUGUUGUUAUAUACACAUGUAGAUAAUCAGUAUGUGUAUCAGUGUAAAUGGUUGUGUAUGAUGUGUAGUUGGAGAAAAUUGCACGGAUCACUCUGCUGAACAGCAGAAAUUUUUGUAUAGAAUGUUGCUAAAUAAAUAAUUUAAAACAUUUAAAAGCAUUAAUCUUUUCAAGUACAACAUUUCUGUUACAGCAGACACAGAGUGACUUUGUGAAAAUGGUAUAUGCAGUAUGUCAUCAGAAUUUUUUUUUUUAAAGAAAGUUUGAGAGAUAAUUGUUAAA
Molecule: messenger RNA, 2476 nt
Organism: Homarus americanus (American lobster)
Lineage: Eukaryota; Metazoa; Arthropoda; Malacostraca; Decapoda; Nephropidae
Gene: nemy
Product: plasma membrane ascorbate-dependent reductase CYBRD1-like
Exons: 6
Coding region: 133-1005 (290 amino acids)
Molecular function (GO): oxidoreductase activity
Source: RefSeq, a predicted model, not a curated record